AUGGAUGAGUCUGACUCCCCCACUAUUGGCAUCCACAUAGCCUCCCUGAACCUCAAUGACCUCAUCUCAGUCUGGCGAGAGGAGAGCUGGGACGAGGGCAGCCCAUGUGAUGGUGUUGGGUCUUGGCAGGUUGGGGACCAGAUUCUGGAGGUGAAUGGGCGGAGCUUUCUCAGCAUCUUGCAUGACGAGGCGGUGAAGCUGCUCAAGUCAUCCCGGCACCUCAUCCUGACGGUGAAGGACGUUGGAAGGCUGCCCCACGCACGUACCACCGUGGACCAGACCAAGUGGAUUGCCAGUUCCCGGAUUGGGGAAAGCGCCACCAAUUCAGCAGGGUUUCCAGGGGACCUCACAGAAGAAGGAACAAGCAAGCCAGGAUUUUACAAGGGCCCCGCUGGCUCCCAGGUGACCCUGAGCAGCCUGGGGAAUCAGACACGCGCACUUCUGGAUGACCAAGCCCGGCACCUGCUGACAGAGCAGGAGCGUGCCACGAUGAUGUACUACCUGGACCAGUACCGUGGUGGUGCCAUCUCUGUGGAGGCCCUGGUCAUGGCACUGUUUGAAUUGCUCAACACACACGCCAAGUUCUCUCUCCUGUCUGAGGUGAGGAGCACCAUCUCACCCCAAGAUCUGGACCGCUUUGACCACCUGGUACUGAGGCGGGAGAUAGAGUCCAUGAAGGCGCGGCAGCCCCCAGGCCCUGGUGCCGGAGACACCUACUCCAUGGUGUCCUACAGCGACACGGGAUCAUCCACAGGCAGCCACGGCACCUCCACGACUGUCAGCUCAGCCAGGAACACGUUAGACCUGGAGGCAACCGGUGAGACCACUCAAGGCAGCGUUAACACCCUCCCGGAUGUGUCUGUGGACGAUGUCAAACCUCCUUCAGAAGAUCUGUCCGGCAUCAAGGCACCUCCUCCCCCACCACCACUGGCUCAAGAUCAAGACCACCGGUUUGGCCAGACACGGAAGCCAGGGAGGGAGGACCCUGCACCUCUGUCGGCUGCUGCCCACUCAGGCAUUGUCUUCUCAGCACCCCGGAAUCGAAGCCCACCCCUGGGCGCUGCACCCACCCCAGGGCCCUCCUCAGCAGCACAGGACUCGCCCUCCUCUCCCAUUUACGCCUCCAUCUCCCAUGCCAACCCCAGGUCUAGGAAGCCGCUGGACACCCACCUGGCCCUGGUUAACCAGCACCCCAUCGGCCCCUUCCCUCGGGUCCAGUCCCCACCACACCUGAAGAGCCCUCCUGCAGAGACCCCGGGGGCUGGGGCCUGCCUUCCGCCACCAUCGCCCUCUGACCACCCCGACCCUGUGGGUGCAAACCAGCACUUCGUCCUGGUGGAGGUGCACCGUCCAGACAGUGAGCCUGAUGUGAACGAAGUGCGGGCUCUGCCCCAGACACGCACAGCCUCCACACUUUCUCAGCUCUCAGACAGCGGGCAGACUCUAAGUGAGGACAGUGGUGUGGAUGCUGGGGAGACAGAGGCCAGCAUCUCAGGCCGAGGCAGACAGACAGCAUCCACUAAAAGCAAGAGUGGCAAGGAGCUGCCCCGGACGGAGAGGACCACAGAGGGUGCCAAUAAACCCCCUGGCCUCCUGGAGCCAACAUCCACUCUAGUCCGUGUGAGGAAAAGUGCAGCCACACUGGGCAUCGCCAUUGAGGGUGGUGCCAACACACGCCAGCCUCUGCCCAGGAUUGUCACAAUUCAGCGAGGAGGUUCUGCCCAUAACUGUGGGCAGCUCAAGGUGGGCCACGUGAUUCUGGAAGUGAAUGGGCUGACGCUUCGGGGUAAGGAGCACAAAGAGGCUGCCCGAAUCAUCGCCGAGGCCUUCAAGACCAAGGAGAGAGACUACAUCGACUUCCUGGUCACUGAGUUCAACGUGAUGCUCUAGGGGUGGGGUCAAGGUCAAGACUAUAGGACAGGGUCACAGGCAGACUCCCCCUCCUACCCUGACACAUAUACCCUGCCUGGUCCCCUGGCCCAGACUAGGAGAAAAAGAGAACCAGACAGGGCAAGCAAUGAGUCAGGUCCAAAUCUGUGCGCCAGACACACAGUAGGAGCUCAAUAAAACUGCAUUAGUGAAGGGAAGGAAGGCAGAGCACCUUUCUCUGGGCCGGAUGGGGGUGCUGCCACCCCCAGAUGCCUAGGUCUUUGGCUAUGAGGUCACAGGAGAGUUCACGGACUGCUCCCUGCCGGGGGACCUUCAGUGCCACAAAUGAGCCGCCAGCACGCCUGUUCACACCAGUCGCACCCCCUUUCUCCUAGCUCAGUGUCCCUAGGGUAUUUAUUUAUUUCCUUUCCUGCGCUUCAGGGGACCCCAGGCCCCAGAUCCCCUUUGCACCCCCAGCCUAUCCCAGAGGCCUUGCAGGCGACCAGCAAUGUCAGUGUAUUUAUAUACAGAGCUUACGACUUUAAUUUUUCAAUAAAGAAAUCUGAACAAGG
Molecule: messenger RNA, 2441 nt
Organism: Peromyscus eremicus (cactus mouse)
Lineage: Eukaryota; Metazoa; Chordata; Mammalia; Rodentia; Cricetidae
Product: whirlin-like
Exons: 10
Coding region: 1-1890 (629 amino acids)
Biological process (GO): auditory receptor cell stereocilium organization; sensory perception of sound
Cellular component (GO): plasma membrane; photoreceptor inner segment; stereocilium tip
Molecular function (GO): protein binding
Source: RefSeq, a predicted model, not a curated record